UAGGUAUGUCGAGCGCCAGGCAGUUCGUGCCUCGCGCAGAGGCGCGCAAAAUCUUUAUCACCUCAAAGAGCACCAUAAACUUUCGUCAUUUGUUGCCUGUCGCAAAACCGCGCCAUAUCGUAUCUCCCUCUAGAGUAGAGAGGAUUCCAGAGCCUGUCCUGCCCAAAGACCGAAUAAAAUGGUGGAACAUAGUACCCGGAGACCAGGUACGCGUCAUGGCAGAAAAAAGUGCAAAGAUUCGGGAGGUGAAGGGAAUCAAUAAAUUUGCAAAUAGGGUUUACAUCGAAGGAGACAUUAAGAGGAAUGAUCGAGACGAAAGUGAUAUACGGAGCUUGUUCCAAGUUCGAAAUCCUCACAAGAAUGUACACUACUCGGGUCUUCAACUGUAUUUGGGGAACCAUGAUUUCCCUCCGUUGCCCGGGUCUUCUGAACCGCGCAAUCUACCUGUGUUUGCUUUGAGAAUGGGAACCUCGGAACCGAAAUGGGUGAAGGGACGAUGGGUUUGGGAGCGUUAUGCAACUGCGACGACGCCGCGUUUGCCUGACUGGAGACCAGGAAAGCAAGAGCGUUUGUUGAUACCGUGGCCGGAACCAGAUAAACCGACAGUCCCAAAACCGACGAAGUAUGAUACACCACAAGAUGUUAUAGCCGAGGUGACCUAUGUCCCUUCAAAACUCUCGCGUCAUUUAUCGUCAGCGACUCCAGCCUUGCGCACUGAGAAAGGCUAUGAUUAUGAUCGCAUGUUACGAAAGGAGAUUCCGUACAAUCAAAACUUUCCUAUGGAGUUGUUCAUCGCGAGAGAACUGUCGAACCCGCACUCUCGUGCCAAGAAGCGUGAACGUUACCUUGCCGCGAAGGCUCGUCAACAGUUGCUUCUAAAGGAAUACAUGGCCGAUGAGCUGAAGAAGACAAUUGAGGGUCGUAGUAAACGAGAAGCCAUUGCAGAAGCGACGUUCAAGUGGCGUGAACGGAUAAGGUUGGAUAGAAAGGCGGAGCUGAAGAGAAGAUGGAUCGCGAGGGGUUUGAAAGCAAGGUUGGAGAGAAGGAGGAGGCGGGCACAGGAGAAACUGGAGUUCGAAAAGAAGAAGCUGAGAGAGCUCGUCCUAAGGGUAGCACCGAAUCAAGUGAUGCCCAAGCCCUGAAGUUCGUUGAGAUUCCAGUAGCACCUCUCUCGUCGCAGUAUCCUACAUCGCUUCAAUAAAGAUUUU
This is a messenger RNA of Fomitiporia mediterranea MF3/22, 1208 nucleotides long. RefSeq lists its product as uncharacterized. Bases 6 to 1142 code for a protein of 378 amino acids. The record is from RefSeq and is a predicted model, not a curated record. The transcript has 4 exons. Lineage: Eukaryota; Fungi; Basidiomycota; Agaricomycetes; Hymenochaetales; Hymenochaetaceae.